AUGAAUCUUGGAAUAACAAUAAUAAUAAUACACUCCAUUUCUGCAAUUGCUUUGAUCGCUUCUCUGGCGCUGUGCGCCGCUGAUGUCUCUCAUUUGCCCCUCUCCCGGAGCUACUUGCCUCCGCUCARUGGUGCCGGCGGCUACUCGGCGUACUCCUCGUAUCCCUCGUACACGGGCAACUCCUACUCCAGCGGUGCCUACUACCCGAGCUCCCGCCUCGGCUCGGGGUACAACUCCGGCUACAACUCCGGUYUAGGCUCUGGCUAUGCUGCUCCGCUGGUCACCUCUGGCUACAACAGCUWUGCRGCUGUGCCGCAGUAUAACACCUAUGCCACGCCCACGCGCACCUACCUGCCAGCCCUGACAGGUUACUCGGGUGCUGGCUACUCCGGCUCUGGCUUAGCAGGCUCCGGCUACAGCGGCCUGGACACUAAAUAUGCCUCCAAUGGUGGCUAUAUCUAUUAGGAGACGAUCUCAAGCUUUGCUUGGAACAUCUUCAAAUAUCUCAAAUGUCUCUCUACAUCUACAGUGUAUAUAUUAUAUAAGUUUUUUUUUUUUUUUCAA
Messenger RNA from Drosophila arizonae, 564 nucleotides. RefSeq lists its product as uncharacterized. The record is from RefSeq and is a predicted model, not a curated record. Lineage: Eukaryota; Metazoa; Arthropoda; Insecta; Diptera; Drosophilidae.